Messenger RNA from Metarhizium album ARSEF 1941, 846 nucleotides. RefSeq lists its product as uncharacterized. Bases 1 to 846 code for a protein of 281 amino acids. The transcript is spliced from 2 exons. Lineage: Eukaryota; Fungi; Ascomycota; Sordariomycetes; Hypocreales; Clavicipitaceae. The record is from RefSeq and is a predicted model, not a curated record.
AUGUCGUUUCACGUUCCUCGGAGACAUGUUGUUGACCCCGCUUUGCCCGCCGGCCCAAAAGAACUUCCUCCGCAAAUUCCGCCCAAGUCUAGACAUCGAGCCCGAGCCUACACCGCUCCUGAGGCAGAAGCCAUCAAGGAGCGCGUGGCGAGUGCAUUGAUUGAGGUUGAUAUACUGCAGCGGAAAAUCAACGACGUGGUUGCAAGACAGAGCAUCUACAUCAACAGUCGACCAUCAACAGCGCAUUCGAUGAUGAUCCAACAGAUACAUGACUUGGAGCCUAUGCCGUUGAUUCCGGCUCUGCCGCCCGCGGCCCCGUCAUUUUCUCAGCGCCUUAAUGCUGAUAUAAAGCGACCUCUAACUGCACCAAUCAAGGCGUCAGCCAACGCGAUACCGUGUCACGAAAAGACGACGCCUGAAGACAGUCUCAUGGCCACCGUGAAGCAGAACCAAGCAGUGUCGCCACCACUAUCCCGUGUCCUUCGACCACCAUUGCGGAAAAAGAAAUCAUUCUCUCAUGUGUCGGCCUGGCUGUUCUCUGAUCACGACCAAGGAAAACCCAGAGACUUUGAUGUCGUCACGAACAGGCCGAAGCCGGUUAAGAACAGAGGAGGAUUCUAUCAAAUUGUCUCUGCUCAUGGCACAGUAGGGCAACGAAGCUGCGAGUCUAUUAAUAGUAUAUCGACCUGGCAAUCCAGGGAUGAAGAGGACACGACGCCAUCAAUGUCAUCAUCCGAAAGCACGCCGAUGUCGAAGCAGGAAGAAAAGUCUAAAACAGACCGUAGAGCAACGUUUGGCAAGGAUGAUGCCAGAAUUGGAAAGCCACCGGUUGGCGUUGAGAUGUGA